AUGGAUCUCUUCGCAACCGCCUGCGACAACUUCCGCCUGGUCAUCAACACGGAGAAGGCGAUGUUCAUGCACCAACUGCCACCCGACGCUGCCUACGGCGCAUCAAAGAUCAACGAGAACGGCGCCCAACUGCAAGUUGUGGAUAACUUCAUUUACCUGGGCGACAUCCUCUCCUGUAACACCAAAAUCAACGAUGAAGCAGCCCGUCAGAUUUCCAAAACCAGCCAAGUCUUCGGUGAUCUGGAAAUCGUCGUCUAGAACCGUCGAAGUCUUUAUCUUAACACCAAACUGGAGAUGCACAAGGCAGUUAUCCUGCCGAUAAUGCUGUAUGGAGCAGAGACCUGGACGGUGCACAAGAAGCGGGCGCGAAGACUCAAUUAUUUCCACCUCAGCGGUCUUCGACGGAUACAGAAGGUGAGGCCGCAGGACCGGACCACGGACAAGGAUAUACGGGAGCGGACGGGAAUCCUCAGCAUUUACGCCAUUCUGAGACAACUGCAACUACGUUGGAGCGGCCACCUCGUGCGGAUAGACGAUGAGCGACUACUCUUACGAAUCUUCUACGGAGACGUCGCCAGAGGUUCCCGCUGACAAGGAGGCCAAGUCCGUCACUAUAAAGGCAAUCUGAAGACUUCCCUGAAGCGCCUGCAGAUCAACCCGGCCAACUUGGAAGACCCCGUCCGAGACCGAACGACUUCGGGUAGGAGGGUGAAAACAAGUGCAACGAUCUACAAAGCUACCCGCAUCACCACCACUAAAGCCGAACGCGAGACUCGCAAAUCCCAACUGCGCCCACUCCGCAGUGCCAACGCUCAACCGCCUCCGACCUGCCCGCGCGCCAGCGGACAAGUUGAGCACUAAUCAACCUUUUAGGACUUCUUCGUACCAACUGCGACAUCAAGACUACACCAGUCGCUGUCUCCCCGCUCAACUCUGCCUCAUCCCCCACUUCGACAACUAACACUGACCACACUCCCGAACCCCCUCCACCAUCCUCAUCCUCCUCCACUGCUCCAAAAUCCACUGCGGCGGCUCCUGUAGCUACCACCACUGCACACAAUUCUGACACACCAACAAACAUCAACCUCUCCGCCGUCAACGGCAGCGAUGUGAACUCGAUCCAUACCUGUCCUUAUUGCGACUGCAUCUUCAACUCACACAUUGGCCCGGUCGGUCACUUACGCAUCCAUCGCACAGAGACUGGCGAACCAGUGAAUGAAGCACCAACCUAA
Spirometra erinaceieuropaei is the source of this 1232-nucleotide messenger RNA. Lineage: Eukaryota; Metazoa; Platyhelminthes; Cestoda; Diphyllobothriidea; Diphyllobothriidae. The record is from the annotation of a GenBank genome assembly.